Messenger RNA from Capsicum annuum, 918 nucleotides. RefSeq lists its product as uncharacterized. The transcript has 5 exons. The coding region runs from base 1 to 918 and encodes 305 amino acids. Lineage: Eukaryota; Viridiplantae; Streptophyta; Magnoliopsida; Solanales; Solanaceae. The record is from RefSeq and is a predicted model, not a curated record.
AUGGAUAUUAUUGGUAUUCCUCUGGGUAUUUGCACUCACAAGAUUCAGCUUGAGGAAGAUUGCACUCCAACCAUUGAGUACGAAUGUCGUCUUAACCCACCAAUGCAAGAAAUAGUUAAGAAGGAGAUCAUAAAAUGGCUUGAUUGGCAAGUCAUAUACCCCAUCUUCGAUAGUAAAUGGAGAUGUGAGGAGUUCAACUUAGUGCUGAACUGGGAGAAAUGCUACUUCAUGGUGAAGGAAGGCAUUGUUCUUGGUCACAAAAUUUUAGCCAAGAGAAUCAAAGUCAACCGGGCAAAGGUCGAGAUUUUGGAUAAGGAGGCCAAGUUCACAUUUGAUGAUGAUUACAAGAAGGCAUUUGAAUGCCUUAAGAAGAAAUUAGUUGCUGCCCUAAUCAUUAUUACACUAGAUUGGUCGAUGCCAUUUGAAAUCAUGUGUGAUGCAAGUGGAGUGAAACUUCUCGCGGUGGUCUAUGCAUUUGAAAAGUUCCGCACUUAUUUAUUGGGGACCAAGGUGGCUGUGUAUACAGACCACACCGCUUUAAGGUAUUUGAUGGCAAAGAAGGAUGCUAAACUAAGGCAAAUCAGAAAGUGUAUCCCAGAGGUGGAAAUGUUGAAUAUUCUGGAAGCUUGUCAUGCUUCGCCAGUAGGAGGUCACUAUGCAGGUGACCGUACUGCAAGAAAGGUAUUGCAAAGCAGCUAUUAUUGGCUAAUCCUAUUGAAGGACACAUAUGAGUUCGUGAGGAGAUGUGACCGGUGCCAUAGACAAGGGUUAAUCUCAAAGCAUCAUGAGAUGCCCAUGGCAAAAAUAUUGGAAGUUGAACUAUUUGACGUAUGGGGUAUCGAUUUCAUGGGGCCAUUUGUGAGCUUCUAUAGACUAAAAUAUAUCUUGGUGGCUGUAGACUGUGAUCAAAUGGGUUGA